CAGCGGCUACGGGGUCCGUGUUUCCCAUGGACACCGAGACUUGUGAAAGUUCGCGGCCGAAAGCGACGCGCACCCGUCCACCCCACACGACACCCAAAAACGAAACGAAAAGCCACGCUCGCUCGCCACCGCUGCCUCCUCCGCCCUGCCCCCAACGCCGUCGCCACACACGAUCUGAGUGGCGUCUCCGCCGUGUAUCAGCUCAGCUCAACAGAGGCAGAGCGAUGCCAUCAGAAUUCUCGGGGUACUUGGUUUCCCUUUCUCCACUGCUAUCCCACUGCUGAUCUGGGCUCCAUCCGGAAGUGCCCACGCCUGUUGGUCUCUAGUACUUGGAGCCUUCUCGGUUGCACCAAAUUUGGCCUUUUUAGGUGGGAGCUCCGAUCUUUUCAGCUAAAGAUUUGAUUUUCUGGAUUCUUGGUUGGGUUUGUGCUGAUAGGAGAGCCAAAGAUUGCAUCUUGGGCUGGGGACAAUUACCACUGAGCCGUCCUCCCCUAUGAUCAGAUGAGUUGUGGGUGUCUCCUCUCAAUCCGAGAUUGCAGGAGAUGGUUGCAAUUGUAGUUUCUUCCCAAUCUUUCGCACCCGUAUCCCCUUACCCGUCUUCUUCGCCCAGCCUGCACGGCGUCAUCAGGGACUCACUGCCUGACAACACCCAAUCCCCACCGCAGGUGCAGACAGCUAGUGGCAGCGGUGGUGGUGGCGGCAAUGGGAGAAUUAGCCCUGCGGUGUUGUUCAUCAUAGUGAUUCUUGCGGUAGUCUUCUUCAUCUGCGGGCUGCUCCACCUCCUUGUGAGGCUACUCAUGAAGAAGCACCACCACCGCGGAGCCGGCAGGGGGGAGUCUGCUGCGUCGCUGCACCGGCCAGGCGAAGGGGACGCUGCGAUGGACCGGCAGCUGCAGCAGCUGUUCCAUUUGCACGACUCUGGGCUCGACCAGGAGUUCAUUGAUGCGCUGCCUGUGUUCGCGUACCGUGAAAUUAUUGGUGGCAACAAGGAGCCGUUUGACUGCGCGGUGUGCUUGUGUGAGUUUGAUGGGGAGGACAGGCUCAGGUUGUUGCCGAUGUGCGGGCACGCCUUCCAUCUGCAGUGCAUAGAUACAUGGCUACUGUCCAAUUCGACAUGCCCGCUUUGCCGUGGUACGCUCUUUGUUCCCGGGAUGACGAUAGAGAGCCUCAUGUUUGAUUUUGAUGAGAGGUUGGAGGAGGAGCCGCUGUCGGAGGAGUGUGAGGAUGGAUUUCAAGUUUCCAGGCAAAAGUCCAUUGAUGAGGAGCAGCCAGUGACCGAGAAGAGGGUAUUUCCAGUAAGGCUUGGGAAGUUCAAGAAUGUUGGAAAUCAGGGUGCCAUCGGUGUUGUUGGUAAUGGCAAUGCAGCUGGUAUAAUGAGUAGGGAGGCAGGGGAGAGUAGCAGUAGCAGCUUGGAUGCAAGGAGAUGCUUCUCCAUGGGCACUUACCAGUAUGUUCUUGGGGCUUCUGAACUUCGAGUCGCUCUCCAGCCAGGUCGUGGCAGAAAUGGUGUGAGCAGCAGAUUUAGAGAAAGAGCUACUGGUUUAAGCUCUGCCAAUGUUGAAGUUAUGGAGGGCAAGAGGAUUUGUGCAAGGAACAAAGGCGAGAGCUUCUCCGUGUCGAAGAUCUGGCAGUGGUCUAGUGUGAAGGGCAAGCUGCCAGCUGGUUCCGACAAUUGCUCAGAUACUGGGAGCCUACCAUGGAUGAAAAGAAAUGCCACCGGAGAUAAGUCAGAUAUGUGACUCUGUCUAUAAUUUUUUGGUUCUUUUUUUCCCUACUGUUGGCUGUUGAAUUGCUUAGCUAUAGUUAUUUGAUCUGAUUUAGUGUGUCCCAGCUCUCAUCAAAAUGAUCAUUCUCAUCGAGGGAUAAAUUUUGACAUGCUUACUGUAUUG
Phragmites australis (common reed) is the source of this 1889-nucleotide messenger RNA. RefSeq names its product RING-H2 finger protein ATL46-like. The record is from RefSeq and is a predicted model, not a curated record. The transcript has a single exon. Lineage: Eukaryota; Viridiplantae; Streptophyta; Magnoliopsida; Poales; Poaceae. Bases 543 to 1739 code for a protein of 398 amino acids.